Messenger RNA from Pseudonaja textilis, 2559 nucleotides. The record is from RefSeq and is a predicted model, not a curated record. NCBI's taxonomy places the organism in Eukaryota, Metazoa, Chordata, Lepidosauria, Squamata, Elapidae.
CGGCAGUUCAGCGCGAUGCUCCAGCCGGGCGUCAACAAGUUCUCGCUGCGGAUGUUCGGCUCGCAGAAGGCGGUGGAGAGGGAGCAGGAGCGGGUCAAGUCCGCCGGCGCCUGGAUCAUCCACCCCUACAGCGACUUCAGGUUCUACUGGGACUUCACCAUGCUGCUUUUCAUGGUGGGCAACCUGAUCAUCAUUCCUGUUGGCAUCACCUUCUUCAAAGAGGAGACCACGGCGCCCUGGAUCGUCUUCAACGUGGUGUCGGACACCUUCUUCCUGAUGGACCUGGUGAUGAACUUCCGGACAGGCAUCGUCAUUGAGGACAAUACGGAGAUCAUCCUGGAUCCCGAGCGGAUCAAGAAGAAGUACCUGAAGACCUGGUUUGUGGUGGACUUUAUCUCCUCUAUUCCGGUGGAUUAUAUCUUCCUCAUUGUGGAGAAGGGCAUGGAUUCUGAGAUGUACAAGACCGCUCGCGCCUUGCGCAUCGUCCGCUUCACCAAAAUUUUGAGCCUCCUGCGGCUUCUACGCCUCUCCCGUCUAAUCCGGUACAUUCACCAAUGGGAAGAGAUAUUCCACAUGACGUAUGACCUGGCUAGCGCUGUGAUGCGAAUCAUCAACCUCAUCGGGAUGAUGCUCCUUCUUUGCCACUGGGAUGGCUGCCUCCAGUUCCUCGUUCCGAUGCUGCAGGAUUUCCCUACUGACUGCUGGGUCUACAUCAAUGGCAUGGUGUACAAACAAGUGGAACAGUAUAUGUCCUUCCACAAACUCCCAGCUGACUUCCGGCAAAAGAUCCAUGACUACUAUGAACAUCGCUACCAGGGCAAAAUGUUUGAUGAAGACAGCAUCCUCGGGGAGUUGAACGAACCCCUGCGAGAGGAGAUUGUCAACUUCAACUGUCGCAAACUGGUGGCCUCCAUGCCACUUUUCGCCAACGCCGACCCCAAUUUUGUCACGGCCAUGCUCACCAAACUGAGAUUUGAAGUCUUUCAACCAGGGGACUACAUCAUCAGAGAAGGCACCAUCGGGAAAAAGAUGUACUUCAUCCAACAUGGAGUUGUCAGUGUCCUCACAAAAGGCAAUAAAGAGAUGAAGCUUUCAGAUGGUUCCUACUUUGGAGAGAUUUGCCUCCUGACCAGAGGGCGUCGAACUGCGAGUGUGCGGGCGGAUACUUAUUGCCGCUUGUAUUCCCUCUCGGUGGACAAUUUUAAUGAGGUCUUAGAGGAAUACCCCAUGAUGAGGAGAGCUUUUGAAACCGUGGCUCUGGACCGGCUGGAUCGCAUUGGGAAGAAGAACUCCAUCCUCCUGCACAAGGUGCAGCACGACCUCAAUUCAGGCGUUUUCAACAACCAGGAGAACGAGAUCAUCCAAGAGAUCGUCAAGUAUGACCGGGAGAUGGUUCAACAGGCCGAGUUCCAACAGCACACCGCCAUGUAUACCCCAACUCAGCCCCAGGUCACCUCAGCGAUCGCCACCCUCCAGCAGGCCGUGGCGAUGAGCUUCUGCCCUCAGAUGGGCAACCCGCUGGUCGGCCCAAUCAGCCUCGGGUCCCCACGGAUGGUCCGACGUCUGCAGUACCAAGGAGGCCUUCCCGGGGCCUUCGCCAUCUCGCCGGCCUUGCUUCAACAGCAUCACCAACAGCAGCAGCUGAACCUACAGCAGCAGCAGCAGCAGCAGCAACAACUGGGUGGCUCGACGUUCCAGAACAUGCCGCGGCCCCCACAGCCGAAUGCCCCACUCCAACAGCAGCCCCCACCCCCCCAGCCUCCGAUGGCUGCUUCAGCCGGCCCUUUCCCCUCCGUAGUGUCCAGUCCCUCUUCCCAAAGCCCUCACGCCAGCCGGACGUUCCCGUACGGGGGUGCCAAGGGUCAGUCGGGAUCCCAGCUCUCGCUAACUCAGCAGAAGCCGCCCGGUUCUCCACAGCGGCUGGCAGCUCACAAGAGCACCCAGGCUCUCCACACAAGCAGUCUCAGCCAGGAGACGCGGCCUCUUUCGGCCUCCCAACCUUCCCUCCCCCACGGCGCUCCUCAAACGCCCAGCCAGAGCCCGCCCUCUUCGGCUCACGAGUCCAAUGCUUCGAUCGCCGCGGGGCAGGGGGCCUCGCCGUCGUCGCCCGCCACUUCGAGCCGGAAUGCCGGUAGCACCCCGCCAGCCGCAUCGCGGCCGGCGGCCCGGAGCCCCCACCAGAUGACCAUGGCUGCCGCGUACCCUGGGACAGCUGCCUCAGGCAUUCAGCAGGACCCGGGCGGUGCCCGCAAGGAUUCCAUCAUUAGCGCCCCUGAUACGGACUCAACUGUUGAAGCAUCCACAUGGGCCUGUGUCAUGGGCCUGUCGGAGCCUGAAUCCACAGAGGAGGAGGAGCGGGAGCUGGGGCUGACGGAGGUUGAGGGGUUGGCCUCGAUGGCUUUGGAGGAACGCGGGAAGGAGCAGGACGAGGGACCCCCUCAGGCACGGGACAGCCUGCCAGCACGGAAGAAUGAGGGUUCAGCUUCCAGUCUCGGCCAUCCACAAUCAGUGAUGGACAAAGUUACCGGGGUAAACGACGCCUUGUUACAACAGGUGUAA